Pongo pygmaeus (Bornean orangutan) is the source of this 1531-nucleotide messenger RNA. RefSeq names its product pentraxin 4 (gene PTX4). The record is from RefSeq and is a predicted model, not a curated record. NCBI's taxonomy places the organism in Eukaryota, Metazoa, Chordata, Mammalia, Primates, Hominidae.
AUGGGUUGCUUGUGGAGGAAGAUCUUGUCUUUCUUCCUUGUUUUUGUGCCUAUAUAUCUACAUGGGGCUUCAUCGCAGGAAGCCGCCCCAGUGGGGCCCAGGAAACCGUUUUUCGAGAGGCUCCGUAGACUGGAGGAACAGUUCUGGAGAUUCCAGGAGGUGACUCGGACACACCUGCAGAGCAUCGCCAGCAACUACAACGUGUCCUACAACGUUGACGUCCGGUUCCAGAGCCUGGCAGAAGAGAGCCAAGCUGUGGCUCAGACAGUCAACCGGUCACAGGCCUCGGUGCAGGGGGAGCUGGCGCAGCUCAAGGCCUGGGUGAGGAAGAUGCAGCGCCGAAGCCGGAAAGUAGACAUGCGGUUGCAGGCCUUGGACCUCACCCUGGUCGAGAGAAGCCAGCAGCGGGCCCGGGAGAGGAAGGCGCACAAGGCCCAGAAGGACGCCCUGCGGGACUCACUGGCACACCUGGAGGGCCUCGUCCACAGCCAGGGCACCAGGCUGGCUGCUCUGGAGGGGCGGCUGCCCGUGGCCCACCCUGGCACUGCAGCCCUCAGGCCGGCCCUGGUCCUAACCCCAACCCAGCCUGAGGAGCUGGGCCCGAGCUCCCUGAAGCUUCAGAGGGACAGGCAGGAGCUCCGAGCUGCAUCUGAGCACAGGGGCCCCCCUCAGGACUCCUCGGCCCCUCUCCAAGGGAGGCGGGAGCCCCCAGCCUCAGGCAGCCAUCGGGUACUCAGUGGGACAGCCCCAAAAGACCCUCGGCAGCAGGCAUGGUCCCCCCAGGUACCAGGAGAGAUUUGCGGCGUGGGCCCCACUCUCCUUUUCCCAAACGCCUCCACCAAGAACGUGGUCUUCCUCAGCCCUGGCUUCGUCACUGCCCUGCGAGCCCUGUCCUUCUGCAGCUGGGUCCGCACGGCCUCCGGCCAUGUGGGCACCCUCCUGUCCUACGCCACCGAGGACAAUGACAACAAGCUGGUGCUGCACGGCCGAGACUCCCUGCUGCCCGGAUCCAUCCACUUUGUGAUCGGGGACCCAGCCUUCAGGGAGCUGCCCUUGCAGCCGCUGCUGGACGGCCAGUGGCACCACAUCUGUGUCAUCUGGACGUCCACCCAGGGCAGGUACUGGCUCCACGUGGAUCGCAGGCUGGUGGCCACCGGCUCCCGCUUCAGGGAGGGCUAUGAGAUCCCCCCCGGAGGGUCCCUCGUGCUGGAAGACAGCAUGGGGGGUGGAUUCGACAGCUCCGAGGCCUUCGUGGGGAGCAUGUCUGGCUUGGCUAUCUGGGAUCAGGCGCUGGUUCCUGGGGAAGUUGCAAACCUUGCCAUCGGGAAAGAGUUCCCAACAGUUGCCAUCCUGACGCUGGCCAAUGCUGCACUAGCAGGCGGAUUCAGGCAGAGGGCCAACUGCACCUGCCUGGAACGCUGUUCCUGAGGCCAAGCCACACAGAGGCUGAGGCCAGCAAGAGGAGCAUGCCCCCAUCCACUUUCCGCCACCGCCCCCCCGCCAGCACAUUCUACAAAGGCUACCCCCACCC